AUGAAUGCCCCAGACAGAUUUGAAUUGUUUAUAUUACCCGAUGGUGUUCCGAAACUAAAGAUCACUCCUGACUCUAGAGUGCCAAAUUGUAUCAUAGUCAAGUUUGAGAGAGAAGACCACACUUUGGCUAACCUAUUACGACAGGAACUCAUCAACGACCCAAAGGUUCUGUUUGCUGCGUACAAGGUUGAACACCCUUUGUUCGCCAACUUCAUUUUGAGAGUACAAACCGAAGAAGGAAUCAGACCAAGAGAGGCUCUGAUGAAUGCUUGCAACAGAUUGAUCAACAAAUUGGGGUCGUUGAACGACAAGUUCAAGGCGGAAUGGGAGCUGAAGUCGCUGCUGGCUGGGGGAGACAACGACGAUUAUGCUUUGUGA
Molecule: messenger RNA, 378 nt
Organism: Kuraishia capsulata CBS 1993
Lineage: Eukaryota; Fungi; Ascomycota; Pichiomycetes; Pichiales; Pichiaceae
Exons: 2
Coding region: 1-378 (125 amino acids)
Biological process (GO): transcription by RNA polymerase II
Cellular component (GO): RNA polymerase II, core complex
Molecular function (GO): protein dimerization activity; DNA binding
Source: RefSeq, a predicted model, not a curated record